AUGUCUGCACUCAAAUAUCGCCAUCUGUCACGCUCCUCAUCCCACCGACAAGCUCUCCUCCGCAAUUUGGUCACUUCUCUAAUCGAACACGAGACAAUCUCCACGACCUAUGCAAAAGCGAAGGAGGCGCAGCGCAUGGCCGAGAAGCUGAUCACGUUAGGAAAGCGGAACACUGGCGCUGCAAAGCACCAGGCACAGCAGAUAUUCUAUCUACCAGAAAAGCAUAUCCCCAAACUCUUCGGUCCGCUACGCGAACGUUAUGCUACCCGUCCGGGCGGUUACACUCGAGUUCUGAGGCAAGAACGAAGAGAAAAGGACCAGGCCGAGACCGCCAUCUUAUGCCUCGUUGAUGGGCCAAAAGACGUGCGGUGGCACAUGACCGCCCUUACCCUCGCACACGAGCGGGCAACCGACGCUCCAAUGCGAGAGAUGACCAUGAUGAACGUCCGCAAGGUCACGCGAUUUCGCGAAGACGGGCUGGAGGCGCUAGAGGAGCAGGUGCUGAAGAUUGAGAGCGAGAGACAGGCCCCAAAGGACGAAGACGCGGAAGAAGAGGAAUGGGAGGAUGUCGACGACGACCUCAUCAUUACCAAGGAGGCACGGGAAGCCAAAUGGGCACACCAGAGACAGGAAGAUAGCCAGAAGAUUGAAGCUAUUAAACUCAAGCUCGCCAAAGCGACUGAACUCACCGACAAACACAAGAAUAGACUGGAACGGCAACUGAAAGACUUGGAAAAGACACUGGAAGAUACAUCAAAAGAGAAAUUCCCCGUUGCGCUUCCGCAGGCAAUACGAGUGGGUGGCAGUCGAAAGCGGAGGAGACUGGCCAAGAGGAAUGCGCGCACGAAUAUAAGAGUGGAAGUGUGA
Messenger RNA from Exophiala aquamarina CBS 119918, 867 nucleotides. RefSeq lists its product as uncharacterized. Gene Ontology annotation, molecular function: structural constituent of ribosome. The record is from RefSeq and is a predicted model, not a curated record. Bases 1 to 867 code for a protein of 288 amino acids. NCBI's taxonomy places the organism in Eukaryota, Fungi, Ascomycota, Eurotiomycetes, Chaetothyriales, Herpotrichiellaceae. Gene Ontology annotation, cellular component: ribosome; mitochondrial large ribosomal subunit. The transcript is spliced from 2 exons. Gene Ontology annotation, biological process: translation.